Molecule: messenger RNA, 2049 nt
Organism: Sorghum bicolor (sorghum)
Lineage: Eukaryota; Viridiplantae; Streptophyta; Magnoliopsida; Poales; Poaceae
Exons: 3
Coding region: 297-1352 (351 amino acids)
Source: RefSeq, a predicted model, not a curated record
GGCGAGGCCACCGACCGGCCGGGGGGGUGCUGCCUCUUCAUCUCCCGGCGCCCCCGCCCCGCCCCGCCCCGCCCGCCUGCCCCAUCGCCCCCCUACGCCGACCGCGCUCCCCCGCCCACGGCCCAGCGAAUCCAGCGCGCCGCCCAGUCGAGCGAGGAUUGCUCUUCGAUCGCAGCCGCCAUCGCCUCGACGCCUCGCCGCGCUGCGCUGCGCUGGUGCUGCUUGGUCGGUGUUGAGCGGAGCGGGAAUCGGGCCGGACCCUAGUUGAAUUCGUCCUUACCUUGUCGUCGUUGCUGAUGCCAGAAGCCGAGUGGAACGAUGAACGCACUAGGCUUGUCUGUGAACUCUUUGAAGAACAGGUUCAGGCUGGGAACAGGCCGAAUACGCACCUGAACAACAUUGGUUACCGCCAAGUUGCGGCUAAGUUUCAGCAGAGGACACAACUUCUCUAUACAAAAUUGCAGCUUAAGAACAAAUGGGACAAGUUUAAGAAUGAUUAUAUCACUUGGAGGAAGUUGCUUGUAGUGGGGAAGGGUUUACCCUGGGACAAUGCUAAGGGGACAUUUGUUGCUGACGAAGAAUGGUGGAAGAAGAUCAAUAAGGAACUGCCAGGUGCAAGGAAAUUUCGACAUGGCGGUCUACAACAUGAGGAUAAGUUGAAAGUAAUGUUCGACUACAUCACCAGUAAUGGUGUGGAUCCUUCACCACCUGCUCCGGAAAGCCCGAAGAAUGGGGUGGAUCAUUCGCCACCGGCCGCAACUGGUUUGCCGGAGCAUUCGCCUGUGACUGCACAUGGGUUGCCAUCUGGUCCAGACAGCCACGUGAAUGGCACAGAUCAUUUGCCACUGGCCACACGUGAUUUGCCACGUAUUCAAGAAACCCCCAUGAAUGGUGUGAACCUCGAUGGAUCGGACAACACUGAAGAUAAUGAUUACACUCAUCGAGAGCCUGUGUUUCAUUAUCCUUCAAACAGGAAGAAGAUACCGAUCCAUUUCAGUGCUGCAAAGAAGAAGAAGAAAAACAAGUCCGAAACUGCUCUGCUCAUGCAAGCUCAUUUGUACCGCAUAACUGAGCUGGCUCAGAAAGCACAGGACACUUUCGAAAAGUUCAGCUCCCAGGCUGACUCAGCGCCAUGGCCUAGCAUCCAGGAUGUUAUGACACUGGUCCGGGAGUGCGGAGCACGGUGUGGGAGCAAUGAGCAUUUCAUUGCAACUGAACUUUUUGUCAGUAGAGAACAGAGGGAGAUGUUCCUGACCAUGGAAACGGCCGAGGAACGGUUCCAGUGGCUUAGAAGAAAGUACAUCGUCAAGUAUUUGUCAGGUACAACAGGUACAAGUCUGGGUACUAGGUAAAGUGAUCCUGGGCGUUUACAUUAGGUUUUCUCCCAAGUCUUUUAGGCUUUGAUAUCCAACAUGACACAUUUUGUAUUGGAUCCUGAUAUAGCAUACUCUGCAUCCUGACAAGUUUGGUUGUAUGAAUGUGUAGCUUAUCCUCUGGUUUCACCUGUUCCUGUGUAGUAACAGUUAUCUUUUGCAAAGCCUCUGAUUCUUCCUGCAAUGGGCACAUGUGUUUUUGGGCCUGUGAGAAUUCACUGCAGAAAUUAGGCCCAUAUUCACUUUGUUUAAGCAAUGGAGCCCACAUUGAGAAAACCGCAGGAAAGGAAAGGGCCGAAGAGGAGUAGUUUGUCCGUGCCGGCGCAGCGCAGGGAAGGCCUGGCCCGGCAUCGCUCGCUGCACUGCUGAUGCCAGCUGGCACCGGAUGGGGAGGGAGAGCUCCGCGCUGAUGAGCAUCCACGCAAGUUCUUUUCUGGGGCGCUGUUGGAUCUUUCCUGGUCUUGCUCAUGCUGCAUAAACCCACUUUUAUAGCUCGAACUAUCAAUGAACUAUUUAAGAGAUCAAUUUGGUGAAUGCUUGGCUUUUAUGUAUGCAAGUUCAUGAAUAAUGACCAUUCACCAAUAUUUUUGUAUAAUGUCAAACUAUGAUGAUUGUAUGACUGCCAUGUGAAUUAUAUUAAUUUUGAGAAGUGGGCUUGGCCCACGUGUGCUUCAAA